Molecule: messenger RNA, 4360 nt
Organism: Manihot esculenta (cassava)
Lineage: Eukaryota; Viridiplantae; Streptophyta; Magnoliopsida; Malpighiales; Euphorbiaceae
Product: phytochrome B
Exons: 4
Coding region: 455-3889 (1144 amino acids)
Biological process (GO): protein-tetrapyrrole linkage; regulation of DNA-templated transcription; red, far-red light phototransduction
Molecular function (GO): phosphorelay sensor kinase activity; photoreceptor activity; protein homodimerization activity
Source: RefSeq, a predicted model, not a curated record
UCUACCUGUUGCUCCUCCGUGCCCACAAGCGAAAAAAUUCCAUGGCAGAAAAAUUGAAAAAAGAAAAAGAAAUGACAAGAAAAACAAAGAAAGGAAGCAAAGGAAAAUAUGCAAAAAUGAUCUCUUUCUCUGAUUCAUACCAACAAAAACAAGAAAUAUAAACAUCUCUUCCCACCCACAAACCAAAACAAAAGAUCAAAUCAACUUUUUUUUUUUUGGUUUCUUCCUUUGUUCUUCUUCCUCCUUGUAUCAGCAGUCUCUUCCCUUUUCCAAAAGCCACCUAAAAAAACAGCCAAUCUAGAUUUCUUGCUUCAUAUUGACACAAAUUCUUAAAUUUCUGCAUACCCAGGUGGAUUUUUGCCUUAUUGUGCCUCUCUUCUGCUUCUCAUCGCCACUAAAUUCAACAACUAUUUCAGACAAAGAAGAAACAGAAACAUCAAGAAACUACCCAGUAAUGGCAUCAGGUGGCAGAGCAGCAUCGCACUCACAACAGGCACAGCUACAACGACAACUGCACCAAAACAAUAACCUUCACCAAGCAGCCCAGUCCUCGGGCACCAGCAACUUGAGGGCGCACAACACCGAGUCUGUAAGCAAAGCGAUUGCUCAGUACACAGUGGAUGCGCAGCUCCAUGCGGUUUUUGAGCAAUCAGGCGAGUCGGGUAAGUCGUUUGAUUACUCCCAAUCAGUGAGAACCACUAACCAAUCAGUCCCUGAACAGCAAAUCACCGCUUACCUAUCCAAAAUUCAACGUGGUGGCCAUAUCCAGCCUUUUGGGUGCAUGAUCGCCGUCGAUGAAGGUUCUUUCAGGGUAAUUGGAUACAGCGAAAACGCGCGUGAAAUGCUAGGUUUAACGCCGCAGUCAGUUCCUUCUCUAGAGAAACCGGAAAUUCUUUCCAUUGGGACUGAUGUCCGUACCCUUUUCACGCCCUCGAGUGCGGUUUUGCUGGAAAAAGCAUUUGGGGCAAGGGAAAUCACGCUGCUGAACCCUCUUUGGAUUCACUCCAAGAACUCUGGAAAACCCUUCUACGCCAUUUUGCAUAGGGUUGAUGUUGGGAUUGUUAUUGAUUUAGAGCCUGCUAGAACGGAGGACCCUGCUUUAUCUAUAGCUGGGGCCGUGCAGUCACAGAAAUUAGCAGUACGUGCAAUUUCACGGUUACAAUCACUUCCUGGUGGAGAUAUUAAGCUGUUGUGUGAUACUGUAGUGGAAUGUGUGAGGGAGCUUACUGGGUACGAUAGGGUUAUGGUUUAUAAGUUUCAUGAGGAUGAGCAUGGUGAGGUUGUAGCUGAGAACAAAAGGCCUGAUUUAGAACCUUAUAUUGGUUUACAUUAUCCAGCCACUGAUAUACCCCAGGCUUCGAGGUUUUUGUUCAAGCAGAGCAGAGUCAGAAUGAUAGUGGAUUGCCGUGCAACACCAGUUCGUGUUAUUCAGGAUGAAGCACUAAUGCAGCCUUUGUGCUUGGUUGGUUCAACUCUUCGCGCUCCUCAUGGUUGUCAUGCUCAGUAUAUGGAAAAUAUGGAGUCAAUUGCCUCAUUGGCCAUGGCAGUCAUUAUUAAUGGAAAUGAUGAAGAAGCUGUUGGUGGGAGGAAUUCAAUGAGGCUUUGGGGUUUAGUCGUUUGUCAUCACACUUCUGCUAGGAGCAUUCCAUUUCCACUUCGUUAUGCUUGCGAGUUUCUCAUGCAGGCUUUUGGACUUCAAUUGAAUAUGGAAUUGCAAUUAGCUUCUCAGCUGUCAGAGAAGCAUGUUUUGAGGACUCAAACACUGUUGUGUGACAUGCUUUUGCGUGAUUCUCCUACUGGCAUCGUUACUCAAAGCCCAAGUAUAAUGGACCUUGUGAAGUGUGAUGGGGCAGCACUUUAUUACCAAGGGAAGUAUUAUCCAUUAGGUGUAACCCCAACUGAAGCCCAAAUAAAAGAUAUUGUUGAGUGGUUGUUGGCAUUUCAUGGAGACUCAACUGGUUUGAGCACAGAUAGUUUGGCUGAUGCUGGGUACCCUGGAGCAGCCUCGCUUGGUGAUGCUGUUUGUGGAAUGGCUGUUGCUUAUAUCACUAAGAGAGACUUCUUAUUCUGGUUUCGUUCUCACACUGCGAAGGAGAUCAAAUGGGGUGGUGCAAAACAUCAUCCAGAGGACAAGGAUGAUAGCCAGAGGAUGCAUCCACGUUCUUCAUUCAAAGCAUUUCUAGAGGUGGUAAAGAGCCGUAGUUUACCAUGGGAGAAUGCAGAAAUGGAUGCUAUUCACUCUUUGCAGCUUAUUCUUCGAGACUCAUUUAGGGAUGCUGAAGCAACCAAUUCCAAGGCUAUUGCUAAUACCCAACUUGGGGAUCUGGAGUUGCAAGGGUUGGAUGAACUCAGCUCGGUUGCAAGAGAAAUGGUUAGGUUAAUAGAGACUGCAACUGCUCCAAUAUUUGCAGUAGAUGUUGAUGGCUGCAUAAAUGGGUGGAAUGCAAAAGUUGCUGAGUUGACAGGGCUCUCAGUUGAGGAAGCCAUGGGGAAGUCUUUGGUUCAUGAUCUUAUUUAUAAGGAGUAUGAAGAAAUUGUUGACAAGCUUCUUUCUCAUGCUUUAAGAGGCGAAGAAGAUAAGAAUGUAGAGAUAAAAAUGAGGACAUUUGGCUCUGAAAAUGAAAAGAAGGCCAUUUUUGUGGUGGUGAAUGCUUGUUCUAGCAAAGAUUACAUGAAUAAUAUAGUUGGAGUGUGCUUUGUUGGUCAGGAUAUUACUGGUCAAAAAGUGGUAAUGGACAAAUUCAUCCAUAUCCAAGGUGAUUAUAGGGCUAUUGUUCAUAGUCCAAAUCCUCUAAUCCCUCCAAUAUUUGCUUCUGAUGAAAACACUUGCUGCUUGGAGUGGAACACUGCAAUGGAAAAGCUCACAGGGUGGACCCGAGACGAAAUUAUGGGGAAGAUGUUGGUUGGGGAGGUUUUUGGCAGUUGCUGUAGGCUCAAGGGUCCAGAUGCAAUGACAAAAUUCAUGAUUGUCCUGCACAAUGCAGUUGGAGGACAGGAUACAGACAAGUUUGCAUUUUCCUUCUUUGACCGGAAUGGAAAAUUUGUGCAAGCUCUUUUGACAGCAAACAAAAGGAUGAAUAUUGGGGGCCAGAUUAUUGGAGCCUUCUGCUUCUUGCAGAUUGCAAGUCCUGAGCUGCAGCAAGCUUUGAAAGUCCAGAGGCAACAGGAGAAGAAAUGCUUUACAAGGAUGAAAGAGUUGGCUUACAUUUGCCAGGAAAUAAAGAAUCCUCUUAGUGGUAUACGUUUUACCAACUCAUUGUUGGAAGCUACAGACUUGACUGAGGAUCAAAAGCAGUUUCUUGAAACUAGUGCUGCUUGUGAGAAGCAGAUGUUGAAGAUCAUUCGAGAUGUUGAUCUGGAGAGUAUUGAAGAUGGUUCACUGGAGCUUGAGAAGGCUGAAUUCUUACUUGGGAGUGUCAUAGAUGCUGUAGUUAGCCAAGUAAUGUUACUGCUGACGGAAAGAAAUCUACAAUUGAUUCGUGAUAUUCCUGAGGAAAUAAAAUCUCUGGCUGUGUACGGUGAUCAGGUGAGAAUUCAACAGGUGUUGGCUGACUUUUUGUUGAAUAUGGUGCGUUGUGCACCAUCUUCUGAAGGAUGGGUAGAGAUUCAUGUUCGUCCAACACUGAAACAAAUCUCCGAUGGACAUACUGUUGUGCAUACAGAAUUCAGGAUGGUUUGCCCUGGUGAAGGUCUUUCUCCUGAAUUAGUUCAAGACAUGUUCCACAGCAGUCGAUGGACAACUCAAGAAGGCUUGGGGCUCAGCAUGUGCAGGAAGAUUUUGAAGCGUAUGCAAGGUGAAGUACAAUACAUCAGAGAGUCAGAAAGAUGCUAUUUCUUAGUUGUCCUUGAUCUUCCCUUGCCUCGGAGAGGUGCAAAGAACGUCGAAUAGCAUGUCUGGCCUGGAGGGCGUAUGCUGAAUAGCUUCAACAAUUUUGACCAAGUUAUUAGUGAUGCAAGUCAUGACGAACAUUUUCAAAUCCCUGUUUCGAGGUUUAAUCUUGUGCCAAAGUCACCUGUUUCGGCUCAUCGUUAAGGUAAUACAACUGUUUCAUUCCGUAGGUUCAAGCAUAUUUGAUGCUUGUUCAUUGGCAGUAGCUUGAAUCGCCAACCUGCAUGUGCACUGUAGCUGAAAAUGUUUGUCUAGAAGUUUAAUGGUCUCAUUGAUAUGGUUAUGCCAUAUCCGAAUGUAGUAGUUGUACUGUCAUAUAAUCAAGGAGAAUUCUAUUCAGUGGAACCGUUGUAGGGUACAUUCUAAUCUUUGAUUAUGAUUGAAUCCAAUCGAUGGUCAUGAUAAAACCGUUGUACAUACAAUAAUUGUACUCUAAUAUUUUUCGUAAUGAAGAAGUAACUCCUAGUAGGA